This is a messenger RNA of Nymphalis io (European peacock), 812 nucleotides long. It is a transcript of the gene Hlh54f, whose product is annotated as transcription factor 23. Gene Ontology annotation, biological process: developmental process; regulation of transcription by RNA polymerase II. The coding region runs from base 111 to 758 and encodes 215 amino acids. The transcript has 4 exons. The record is from RefSeq and is a predicted model, not a curated record. Lineage: Eukaryota; Metazoa; Arthropoda; Insecta; Lepidoptera; Nymphalidae. Gene Ontology annotation, molecular function: DNA-binding transcription factor activity, RNA polymerase II-specific; protein dimerization activity; RNA polymerase II transcription regulatory region sequence-specific DNA binding.
GCAACUAGUCAAGUCACGCACCCCUAAACCAAAGUUUGAGGAUUGAAGUCUGAAAAUAUUAGUAAUAUGUGUCAAAAUUAGUGUUAUAAGUGUGACAGUGCAAUAUAAUAAUGCCAAGAAAACGUAUAAACCGUUCACCACCUAUUGAAAAGAGAGAUGACGUGGAAGAUGAAGAUUUUCUUUUCGAUGAUUCUCAGUCCAGUUCUGGGAGAAGUGGACAUGAGCCGCAACACAGGAAUGCAGCCAACGCCCGUGAGCGGGCUCGUAUGAGAGUGCUUUCCAAAGCUUUUUGCAGAUUGAAAACCACUUUACCAUGGGUACCAGCCGACACCAAGUUGUCAAAACUAGAUACAUUACGGCUGGCUGCCUCAUAUAUAGCACACCUACGGGCGUUACUGCACGAACCGAGAUCAGCACACACACCACCGCACCCUCUUAACUUGGCUUGGCCAUUUGCUUUUCAACAUGGUGGCACAUUGAGCUGCACGAUUUCGCAAAGAUGGAAUAUUAACUCACAGAAUAACGAAUCUUCAGCAAUUAAUCGAAAUAAUCAGACUUCAAGGGAAGGUCAAAAUGGCGUCAAUUGCAAUGACAGUUAUGGGCAAGACUAUUCCGAAAACGACUACGAAGAAAGAAAUUAUGAAGAACACAAUGAAGUGCCUUGUAAUUCAAUGCAGUAUUGCAAUUAUGGUUACAAAGAAAACUUUUACGAAAUGAGAAAUUCGUACUCAUCCGACGGCUUAAUGAACAAUGUGUGAUAUUAUUAUGGAUUUUAAUUAUUUAUGUACGAGUUAUUUUGUAUUUUGCGUAUA